Molecule: messenger RNA, 2833 nt
Organism: Lepus europaeus (European hare)
Lineage: Eukaryota; Metazoa; Chordata; Mammalia; Lagomorpha; Leporidae
Gene: SLC15A1
Product: solute carrier family 15 member 1
Exons: 23
Coding region: 69-2261 (730 amino acids)
Biological process (GO): transmembrane transport; oligopeptide transport
Cellular component (GO): membrane
Molecular function (GO): dipeptide transmembrane transporter activity
Source: RefSeq, a predicted model, not a curated record
AGGUGCCGAAGCUUCUGAGACGGCACAGUCUUCCUCUCGGGCACACGCCGGGCUCUGUUCAGGGCCCCAUGAAUGACUCCUUGCAGCCAUUCUGUGAGGAAUGGGGGCCAUCUGUGGAUUCUGGGGCUCUCUGGAACAAAGGAAUGUCUAAGUCACGGAGUUGCUUCGGCUAUCCCCUGAGCAUCUUCUUCAUCGUGGUCAAUGAGUUCUGCGAAAGGUUCUCCUACUAUGGGAUGAGAGCACUCCUGAUUCUGUACUUCAGAAACUUCAUCGGCUGGGACGACAACCUGUCCACGGUCAUCUACCACACCUUCGUCGCGCUGUGCUACCUCACGCCCAUUCUCGGAGCUCUCAUCGCCGAUGCGUGGCUGGGAAAGUUCAAGACCAUCGUGUGGCUGUCCAUCGUCUACACCAUCGGACAAGCAGUCACCUCCCUCAGCUCCGUCAAUGAGCUCACAGACAGCAACCACGACGGGACCCCCGACAGCCUCCCUGUGCACGUGGCGGUGUGCAUGAUCGGCCUGAUCCUGAUAGCCCUCGGGACAGGAGGAAUCAAGCCCUGUGUGUCUGCCUUUGGCGGCGAUCAGUUUGAGGAGGGCCAGGAAAAGCAAAGAAACCGGUUUUUUUCCAUCUUUUACUUGGCCAUUAACGCUGGGAGUCUGCUGUCCACGAUCAUCACCCCCAUGGUCCGAGUUCAACAAUGUGGAAUUCACGUUAAACAAGCUUGCUACCCACUGGCCUUUGGGAUUCCCGCUAUCCUCAUGGCUGUGUCCCUGAUCGUGUUCGUCAUUGGCAGUGGGAUGUACAAGAAGUUCAAGCCGCAGGGGAACAUCAUGAGCAAAGUGGUGAAGUGCAUCGGCUUUGCCAUCAAAAAUAGGUUUAGGCACCGCAGUAAGCAGUUUCCCAAGAGGGAGCACUGGCUGGACUGGGCUAAGGAGAAAUACGACGAGCGGCUCAUCGCGCAGAUCAAGAUGGUUACGAGGGUGAUGUUCCUGUACAUUCCACUCCCCAUGUUCUGGGCCUUGUUUGACCAGCAGGGUUCCAGAUGGACGCUGCAAGCGACGACCAUGUCUGGGAGAAUUGGAAUCCUUGAAAUUCAGCCGGACCAGAUACAGACUGUGAACACCAUCUUUAUUCUUAUCCUGGUCCCCAUCGUGGACGCCGUGGUGUAUCCUCUGAUUGCAAAGUGUGGCCUCAACUUCACCUCUCUGAAGAAGAUGACGGUUGGGAUGUUCCUGGCUUCCAUGGCCUUUGUGGCAGCUGCAAUCGUGCAGGUGGAAAUCGAUAAAACUCUUCCUGUCUUCCCCAAAGCCAAUGAAGUCCAAAUUAAAGUUUUGAAUGUAGGAAAUGAGAACAUGAUCAUCUCUCUUCCUGGGCAGACGGUGACGCUCAACCAGAUGUCUCAAACGAAUGAAUUCAUGACGUUCAAUGCAGACACGCUGACAAGCAUAAACAUCACUUUUGGAUCACAAGUCACCGCGGUCAUGGACAGCUUCGAGCCAGGCCAGCGCCACACCCUUCUGGUGUGGGCCCCCAAUAACUACCGAGUGGUCAAUGACGGCCUGACCCAGAAGCCAGAAAAAGGAGAAAAUGGAGUCAGGUUUGUGAACACUUACAGCCAGCCCAUCAACAUCACGAUGAGUGGGAAAGUUUACGAACACGUCGCCAGCUACAAUGCCAGCGAGUAUCAGUUUUUCACUUCUGGGGUGAAAGGCUUCACCAUCAGCUCGGCCGGGAUCUCGGAGCAGUGCAGGCGGGACUUUGAGUCUCCUUACCUGGAGUUUGGCAGUGCGUACACGUACCUGAUCACGAGCCAGGCUACUGGCUGCCCCCAAGUGACAGAGUUUGAAGAUAUUCCGCCCAACACAGUGAACAUGGCUUGGCAAAUCCCACAGUACUUCCUCAUCACGUCUGGCGAGGUGGUCUUCUCCAUCACGGGCCUGGAGUUCUCCUAUUCUCAGGCUCCUUCCAACAUGAAGUCGGUGCUGCAAGCCGGGUGGCUGCUGACAGUGGCUGUGGGCAACAUCAUUGUGCUCAUCGUGGCCGGCGUGGGCCAAAUCAGCAAGCAGUGGGCCGAGUACGUCCUCUUUGCCGCCCUGCUCCUGGUCGUCUGUGUCAUAUUUGCCAUCAUGGCUCGAUUCUAUACGUACAUCAACCCAGCUGAGAUCGAGGCUCAGUUUGAAGAGGAUGAGAAGAAAAAGAACCCAGAAAAGAACGACCUCUACACCUCGCUGGCGCCCGUCUCACAGACACAGAUGUGAGUCUGGAGGCAGCGUAGGAGGCCCACGCGCGGCGUGCACCGUGACCUCCGUCCGAGGGUACAGGACAUACCCCUGGGCGGCCCUGGAAGGGGAGGACUUGGGAACUGUGAACCAGACCACGAAAGCUAUGUUCUGAGCAGCCAGCGAUGAGUCCAAAACUCUGAAAGAAAUAUUGUUGAAAGUCUUAUUUAAAACACACACACACACACACACUUUUCCAACACUGACAGCCUACCCCAUGUUAACUCCUUCUCUACCAAUGCAAAUGAUGUUAUUUUGGACUAACUUAAUUUUGAACAAUGUUCUGUGUUGCUUGUAUUCUAACAUUCUUACGAAAAGCAAUGCUAAGAGAGGCAGGAGGCAAUGCCAAAGUUGAAUUUGUAGGUUUUGGAAAGGUAUAUACUACAUAUUACCUAGUAUUAACUGAAAACCUCAACUUUGAGGUUUUGUUCUAUUUUUUCCACUCCUUACCUCUUUUUAACCUGUGUGUAACUCAAAAGGACCACUCAGAUAAAGGCCAGUAAAGAUUUUUUUUGCCGUUUUGAUGAAAUAAAAUAAAAUCAUGUUCUUAA